UCCUUUAUCAGAAAUUACAGCAACUUCGAUUAUAAUGAUGGCAAGACAAAAUUUGAAGGAAUUGGUGAUCGACUUCGUUACACCAGAGUUAUCAGAAUUUAUCAGACAACAGCAAAUUCCAAAUUUAGAUUCAUUAUCAAUAAGAACUUUCCGAAUUAAUGAAUUACAACAAUGGUUAAAACAAUCAAAAUUAGUUCAUUUAGCAUUAAGUGAUGUUAGCAAUAACUCUGAAUUAUUUUCACUCACCAAUUCAUAUCAAUUGGGAAAGCUAUUGCCAGAAACUUUAAAUCAUUUACAAAUUGAAUGUAGAUAUAACAUUGCACCAGAAUCUUUAACUAUACUAUUGGAAAAUUCUAAUUGUAGAAAUUUACAAAUUUUAAAAGUUACAGCAACUUCAAUUGUAAUGAUGGCAAGACAAAAUUUAAAGGAAUUGGUGAUUGACUUCAUUACACCAGAGUUAUCAAAAUUUAUCAAACAACAGCAAAUUCCAAAUUUAGAUUCAUUGUCAAUAAGAACUUUACAAAUUAAUGAAUUACAAAAAUGGUUAAAGCAUUCAAAAUUAGUUCAUUUAGCAUUAAGUGAUGUUAGCAACAACUCUGAAUUAUUUUCACUCACCAACUCAUAUCAAUUGGGAAAACUAUUACCAGAAACUUUAAAUCAUUUACAGAUUGAAUGCAGAUAUAAUAUUGCACCAGAAUCUUUAACUAUACUAUUGGAAAACUCUAAUUGUAGAAAUUUACAGGUUUUAAGUCUUGAUGUUGAAAUUUUCAAUGACACUUUGUUAGAAGUUGUUGCUGAUUAUUCACGUGAAAAUGGUAGAGUUUUAAAGGAAUUGAGAAUUGCUAAUGACACACUAUUAGAAUAUGAUAAAAACUUGCGUAGAAAAUUAUCAAAUGUGAUACCUUUUAUCAAUCAAGAUUAUAUUGAUGCUUGGCCUAUUCUUUCUGGAGGGAUCUUUUUUGGAAGAAUGUGA
Entrophospora sp. SA101 is the source of this 973-nucleotide messenger RNA. NCBI's taxonomy places the organism in Eukaryota, Fungi, Glomeromycota, Glomeromycetes, Entrophosporales, Entrophosporaceae. The record is from the annotation of a GenBank genome assembly.